UCAUAUCUUUGGUGCUAAAAAUGCUCGUAGAGCUUACGAAUUGUACAAGGAAGAAAUUGUGCCUCCUCAAUCACCUCCUUCUGAAGUGACUCGUUACAUGUGUUCUGAUGUGAUGUGUAGAAUUGCUGCUCUCUUAAGUGCUGAGAAUUUAGCAAGCAACGGACACAAGGUGUAUUUAUAUGAAUGGGAUUAUGAAUCCAAUGAUGUACAAAAUGUGAUUAAGGCUGCCCAUAUGGUGGAUUCUGUCUUUUCUUGGGACAAUUUGAUCUAUUGGACCGAUAAUCCAUUCUUGGGUCCUGGUGAUGACUAUGAAAGAGAUCGUAUUGCUAAACAAGUCUCAUUAGCCAUUAUUAACUUUGGAAGAACUGGUGAUCCUAAUCACGAUGGUAUCCCCGAAUGGCCUCUGUAUAUUACCAGCGAUGUCCGAGAUAGAAAUGCCUUGAUCUUUGAUAGAGAAGUGCGUGUUGAACACAAUAUUUACGAUACCGGAUUACAAUUAUGGAAGACCGUCUUGAAGGAUUACGUAAGAACUCCCAUGUUCACUGUCAACCCUAAGCCUGUCAAAAAGGGUAAGCUGACGUCUCCUCCUCCUGAGGAUCUGUCACAGAACAAAAAGCGUAAGAUGACGGAAUAG
Messenger RNA from Mucor mucedo, 634 nucleotides. RefSeq lists its product as uncharacterized. The record is from RefSeq and is a predicted model, not a curated record. The transcript has a single exon. The annotation marks the transcript as partial. NCBI's taxonomy places the organism in Eukaryota, Fungi, Mucoromycota, Mucoromycetes, Mucorales, Mucoraceae.